AUGAUUCGUGCCUCCUCAGAGCGAGUGGUGGGCCGGCAUGGCGGCUCCUCCGCCUUACGAGCCACCCUGUCCUGUGCGUCCCUUGCUUCGAGCGGGCUCUUCACCGAGACGCUCAUGUCCCGCCGCAGCGCCCGGAGCGCCUCGCUGUCGCCCGCACCCAAGUCACGAGGACACGGGCGGUGCUCCUCGCCUCGGCGUUUCGCCUCGCGGCACGUGCCGACAGCUGCCGAGGAACUGGCCCAGCAUAGCCAGGUAUUGGAGCCCUCCGUGAUCAAGCGCUUCGACGGCUUGAUGAGGCACCUGAAACGGAACACCGACAAGCAGGACUUCGAAAAGCAGGUGUUGGCCUCGCCGUCCGACGUCCUCGUGCCCGAGGAGUACGACGAGGUGCUCCGAGGGGAGUUCUCACGCCACUGCAGCUUCGGUGAACGGCUGAACACGGAGCUGAUGCAUUCGGGGAAAUGGGUGAAGAUGCUGAAGGAGCUCGGCUUUGUACCUGGGCCUGGCAAAGCCAAAGGACCUUGCUUGUCUUCACUCGCAGAUGCAGACAUCAUCUUCCAGAGAGUGCUUCACGACACAGACUACGGGGGUAAGCGCCUGACAUAUGAUUUCUUCUGCAAGGCACUUUGCCUGGUGGCAGUGAAUAUGUAUCCCAACAUGGACUGGGAGGCCGCCAUGGGCGAGCUGCUGCAGCGCAUCGCCUCGGCGGCCGAGGAGUUUCAGGAGCAGUCGACGUCCAACGAGCCUGCCGACUUCUCGCUUGAUCCCAAUGUCCUGCUCGUGCUGGAUCACUUUAAGCCCAAGCUGCACGACCUCUUCGGCUCCUUUGCGAGGCGCCAGCUCCCGAGCCCCAUGGAUGCCAGGACUGGCACAGGCACGACGCGUCUGAAGGAGCGCUCGAUCUGGAAGCACACGCAGGACACGAUCUUUGCCUCCAGAGCUUCCUCUUGCAUGUUGGGAGGUACCAUCAGGGAUGAUGCUGAUCCUCCUGAGAACCAGGACGAGGCCAUGAGCCCAGGGCUGCCGGCAGUGAAGGCCGAGCCCCACAUUGCUACGCCAAAUGUGGGGGGGCAGACGCCAAGUCUGUCACAAUUGGCCAACACACGCAGUUGCCACGCUGCAGUCGUCGCACUGUCGUUCAAUUCUGCCCAGCAAUUUCAUCCAGGAGGUCGAUGGCGAGGCCAACGAAACGGCUGCUGA
Messenger RNA from Symbiodinium natans, 1200 nucleotides. The record is from the annotation of a GenBank genome assembly. NCBI's taxonomy places the organism in Eukaryota, Dinophyceae, Suessiales, Symbiodiniaceae.